AUGGAGCCCGCCGAGCGCUCGCAGGCGGCGCGGGACCGGGUGCCCAGGGUCGAUCCGUAUGGGUUCGAAAGGCCGGAAGACUUUGAUUAUGUAGCUUACGAGAAAUUCUUUUCGACCUAUCUGGUAAUACUCACCAAGAGAGCCAUAAAAUGGUCCAAACUUCUGAAGGGGAGCAGUGGCGUCCGGAAAAGCGUGACAGUGAAGCGCUAUGUCCGGAAAGGUAUCCCGCUGGAGCACCGGGCCCGGGUCUGGAUGGCUGUAAGUGGAGCCCAGGCCCAGAUGGACCAGAACCCUGGAUAUUACCACCGACUUCUCCAGGGAGAGAGAAAUUCCAGCCUGGAGGAAGCCAUCAGGACAGACCUGAACCGGACCUUCCCAGACAACGUGAGGUUCCGGAAGACGGCGGAGCCCUGUCUACAGAACACCCUGUACAACGUGCUGCUGGCCUACGGGCUCCACAACCAAGGUGUGGGGUACUGCCAGGGAAUGAAUUUCAUAGCAGGAUAUUUGAUUCUUAUCACAAAGAGUGAAGAAGAAUCCUUUUGGCUCUUGGACGCUCUUGUUGGAAGAAUUCUGCCUGAUUACUAUAGCCCUGCGAUGCUGGGCCUGAAGACCGACCAGGAGGUCCUUGCAGAGCUGGUGAGGAUGAAGCUGCCGGCGGUGGCGGCCCUUAUGGAUGGCCACGGUGUACUGUGGACCCUGUUGGUGUCGCGCUGGUUCGUCUGUCUGUUCAUAGACACCCUGCCUGUGGAGACUGUGCUUCGGAUCUGGGACUGUUUGUUCAACGAAGGUUCCAAAAUCAUCUUCCGGGUGGCCCUGACCUUAAUCAAACACCACCAGGCACUGAUACUAGAAGCUGACAGCGUCCCAGACAUCUGUGACAAGUUCAAGCAGAUCACUAAAGGGGACUUUGUGACCGAGUGUCACACAUUUAUGCAGAAAAUAUUUUCAGAACCAGGGAGCUUGUCCAUGACGACCAUCACCAGGCUCCGUGAGAGCUGCCGGGCUGUGCUGCUGGCUCAGGGCUGAGGUGGUGCCCACAUCCCACCGUGCAGACCACAAGCCUCACUUCCAGAGUUGACAUAUGACCAAUUUCUACUGCUUUCCUUCUUUGUAAAUACGUGAUGUCUUUACGCUUCAGUGUUUUUCAAAGUGAUUUAAAAUGUCAUUCUACCUUUCAAUUAUGAUCUGUGAAAUCAUAAAUUUCUAAAAAAAAGUUAUUUUUAUCAUCUGAGAUAUUAGUAAUAUAUAAAAUAUGAGCUGUGCAUUUGUGUCUGAUAAGCUGUGCCAGCACCGUGAGCUUGGGAUUAUCAGCUUGUGGCAACUGAAAAUUAAGCUCCAAAUGGUGACUGGUCACUAUUGCGGGUGUGUUUGGAUGUCAUUGUCUGUGGCAGAGCAUUUGCCUUUUUGUGAGGGUUGUACGCAAAGCAUGUGAUUUCUCCUGAGGAAGACCAUUGAUUUUAUAAAGGAUUUUAAUGUUUUAAAGUUAGUGUGCAGCAGGAGUGAUAGAGCAGGUGAGCAGGAGGGGCUUAGAGAAGGCAGUGUGGCCUCAAGUGCAGCCACAGCCCGGACAGGGGUGGAGCCAUGACACUCCCUCCCAGCCCGUCCUGGUCUGACUGGCAUGGCCAGUUUCCUGAGAGGCCAGGCUGAGCCCUGUGUGCAACGGGUGGGGCACAGAGCAUGGGGCAUGGGCAGGUGGGCAGGACACAGGUCAACCUGCCCACCUGCUAAGGAACAUCACUUUUGACCCCUUGGUUUCUCCAAGUUGACCUUCCACUUUAUGGACUGGUCUGCCAUGUGCUUUUCAUUCAGACUGUGGUCCUGGCUGUCAGUGCCCGGAGGAGAUUGUCGCUCACGAGAGGCUGGCCUUUGAGAGAGGCAGGCAUAGCCAAGGGGACAGGGUGGUCCCAUCACAGUAAAUUUGGUGCCCAGCAAAGCUUGGCAGGCGACCCAGGGGACAGGCCAUUCAUGAAGCCCAGCCAUUGUGUUCCAUUGUUACCAGGGCAACCACAGCUGCCACCAGUUGCUGCUGGGCUCUGGAGUCUGGUCUGGGACUUUCAGGGCCAAGUCCUCCAUCUUGUAGCUAGUCAUGCUCAGGUCAGACACCUGGCACCCACAGCAUCACAGCCUGGUGUGGCUGCUGUGUCCCUUGAGAGGCCUUUUCUCAAGGUUUAUCAGCUGUCAGUGGUCUUAGAAGCCUAAUGCUUGACUGACAGCUGGGUGGCGCCCAAUCCCCCACUCCAGGCACUGUGUGGCACCCACCUCCAACUGAAGCUGCACCUGAUGUUCCUGCUCCUCAGGAUUGUCCUGGGGUCCCAACGUGACCCUUAGGUCCCUUAGGCUCCUUCUACGUAGGUGGGGGCUGGCUUCCUGCAGCACCAUCUUUAGGGAUAGGCCCCGUCACAUGCUGGAUCACAGGUCUCUUCCCAGGCUUAGCCCAGGUCCUCAGAACUGCUGCCCCUGCAGGUGCACUUGGCACCCCACGGGAAUCUUUCCAAAGGCUGCUUUGCAACCAUGCUGCAAGUCCUGGUCUACAGACCUGCACAAAACCAGUUGCUCAGUGCCAGUUGGGCGCAUGGGACAGACUCACCUGUACUGUUCACACUGGGGAGGUGAUGUCUGUGUGCCCACCCGGACCUACUGCUGCUGUGUCUUCAGGCUGCUGGCAAUUCUAGAGAUGCCACCCCUUGGCACCCAAGCCUGUACAAUCCACCCAGUGCUGAAGGCCUCAGAGCAGUCCUCUCUCCAUGGCAGACUGUUUUUUUGCAGUUCUCUGUAUUGAACCCAGGGUCUUGCACAUGCUAGGCAAGUGCUCUACCGCUGAAGCUAUGUCCCCAGUCCUGACAGGUCUUUCUGACUGCAGGCAACUGUGAUGAGUUUUAGGCAUGAGGUUCUCAGGCUUUUUUACACAGCUUUGGGAGGGGUCAGACCUGCCCAUUGACCUCUGGGAGGCCUGCGCUGUGAUGAAUGGGCAGGAGGGUGGUCAGCGCUGCAAGGAAACACUGAGUAUCAGAUUCUUGUCCCCACAGUCCACAUUCAGUGUGUGUGGCAUGGCAGAAACCACAAUCGUGGCAUACUGGCCCCAGUGAAGACCCACCCCAAGGGACACCCACUGUUCUCAAAUUGCUGCCUAGAAGGCCGGCUACAGCAAUGCACUCACUCCCUCCAU
Molecule: messenger RNA, 3169 nt
Organism: Castor canadensis (American beaver)
Lineage: Eukaryota; Metazoa; Chordata; Mammalia; Rodentia; Castoridae
Gene: Grtp1
Product: growth hormone regulated TBC protein 1
Biological process (GO): regulation of GTPase activity
Molecular function (GO): GTPase activator activity; small GTPase binding
Source: RefSeq, a predicted model, not a curated record